Messenger RNA from Acanthosepion pharaonis, 1317 nucleotides. Lineage: Eukaryota; Metazoa; Mollusca; Cephalopoda; Sepiida; Sepiidae. The record is from the annotation of a GenBank genome assembly.
AUGAUAUACUGUCAAAUUUCUGCCUCUGUGACACUCUCUCACUCUCAUCCUCCUGCUGCAACAUUCUCUCUCAGUAUUGCCUCUAAAAUGAAGUAUUCUGUCUCUGUCAUUGUCUGCCUGGCACCCUCUCUCUCUCUGCCUUCUCUGUGUCAACCCUCUCUCUCUCUUGCCUGCCUCUGUGUCACCCUCUCUCUCUCUCUGCCUGCCUCUGUGUCACCCUCUCUCUCUCUCUGCCUGCCUCUGUGUCACCCUCUCUCUCUCUCUCUGCCUGCCUCUGUGUCACCCUCUCUCUCUCUGCCUGCUCUGUGUGUCUCUCUCUGCCUGCUCUGUGUCUCUCUCUCUCUCUCUGCCUGCCUCUCUCUCUCUCUCUCUCUCUCUCUGCCUUUUGGUUUCUCUCUCUCUCUCUCUCUCUGCCUGCCUCUUUGUCUCUCUCUCUCUCUCUCUCUGCCUUUCUCCCUCUCUCUCUCUCUCUCUGCCUGCCUCUGUGUCUCUCUCUCUCUCUCUCUCUCUCUCUGCCUCUGCCCUCUCUCUCUCUCUCUCUCUCUCUCUCUCCUCUCUCUCUCUCUGCCUGCCUUGUGUGUGUCUCUCUCUCUCUCUCCUCUCUGUGUGUCUCCACCUCUGUGUCUCUGUCUUUCUGUCCACCUCUGCUCUCUCUCUCUCUCUGUGUGCCUUUCUCUCUCUCUCUCUGUGUGUGUGUCUCUCUCUCUCUGCCUGCCUCUGUGUUACCCUCUCUCUCUCUCUCUAUGCCUUUGUGCCUCUCUUCUCUCUCUGCCUCACAUAAUCUGCCUCCUCUCUAUCUGCUUUUGUCAGGACUCUUUCAUUUUGUCUCUCUCUCAUGCUCUUUUUCUUUCUCUCUCUGCAACUCUCUCCACCUACUCUCUCUCUCUCAAUACACACUUCCUGCUGGAAACUCUCUCUGUUUCAGUGUGCACUUUCUGCCAGAAAGACUCAGUGUGCACUUUCUGCCAGAAAGACUCAGUGUGCACUUUCUGCCAGAAAGACUCAGUGUGCACUUUCAAUAUGUGCUUUCUGCCAGAAAAACUCUCUCUCAGUUCUGCGUGUGUGUGUCUCUCUCUCUCUAUACCUUGUUCCAUUUUUCCUUCAUUCUUUUUCUUUUCUCUUCACUUCAUCCUUUACUCCUCUGAUUAUAUUUCUUCAAAUCUUUCUUCAUGUAUUUCCCCCCACUCUGUUUCCUUCUUUCUUUUCCUCUCAUUUCUUCAUACAUUUUGUCUUUUUUUUUUUUCUUUCUUUUCCAUUCACCCCCUCACACUCACAUCAUCAAUCCUUGUUCUUUCCUUUUUGCUGAAACCAACUUGA